Messenger RNA from Aspergillus clavatus NRRL 1, 3114 nucleotides. Its product is annotated as WD repeat protein. The record is from RefSeq and is a predicted model, not a curated record. NCBI's taxonomy places the organism in Eukaryota, Fungi, Ascomycota, Eurotiomycetes, Eurotiales, Aspergillaceae. Gene Ontology annotation, molecular function: ubiquitin binding. Bases 1 to 3114 code for a protein of 1037 amino acids. The transcript has 8 exons. Gene Ontology annotation, biological process: protein deubiquitination; double-strand break repair via homologous recombination.
AUGGCACGGAAACCAAGUCAACAGAGGGUCGCUUAUGUGCUCCCUCUGCCUGAUGCGCCGGGUGGUCAUCGACUCGGCGUCAACAGCUUGACCGUUGACGAAGACAAUUCUAUCCUGUACUCCGCAGGUCGCGAUGGAGUGAUCUGCUCAUGGGAUCUCAACCUCCCCCUCUCCUCCACAUCCAAGAAGCCAUUCCCAACCCUGGGCGCGCAGAAGCCCGGGCCGACGACCUUCAGACACCAGGUGCAGGCCCACAGCCACUGGAUCAACGACAUCGUCCUCACCCAGAACAACUCGGCCCUCGUAUCGGCGUCCUCGGACACCACUGUGAGACUAUGGCGGCCGCACUCAGACUCCACGGAAGUCCCAGCGCCCAUCGGGAAACACACAGACUACGUCAAGGCCCUUGCAACACCCGGCAGCCACGCCAACUGGGUCGCCUCAGGAGGCCUCGAUCAUAAGCUUUACCUGUGGGAUCUGAAUGGCGGCGGAGAGGUCUUGAACGUCGAUGCCUGCGGAGGCGAGAAUACGGCGAAAGGCUCCAUCUAUGCCCUGGGUGCGGUUUCCUCGGUGCUCGCCAGCGGCGGGCCGGAGAGCGUGGUUCGGCUCUGGGAUCCCAAAUCUGGGAAGCUCAUCACCAAGUUCGUCGGUCACACAGACAACAUCCGCGACAUCCUGAUCAAUCGCGACGGCGAUAAGAUCUUGACCGCCUCCUCGGACCAGACAAUCAAGAUCUGGUCUGUGACCGCGGGACGAUGCAUGCACACCUUGACCAUGCACAACGAUAGCGUCUGGUCGCUCUACUCCAACCAUCCGCAGCUGUCGGUCUUCUACUCAAGCGACCGCUCCGGCCUAGUCGCCAAAACCGAUACGAGAGACUCGCCGGAUGUAGAGCAGGGAAUCAGUGUCGCUGCGUUGCAGGAACACGAGGGCGUGAUCAACGUGGUCGCCGCCGGGGAUUACAUCUGGACAGCCACGCCCAAGUCCAGUAUCAAUCGGUGGUACGAUAUCGACACCGCUGCCGAAAUCGAGCCGCCUGUGUCGAGAGAGGUCAAGAGUUCUUCCGGGUCGGAAACUGCCGCGUCGGAGGAUUCCUCAGCCCAGAGCGGACGGCGCACCAAGAUCCCGUAUGAGUCGAUUUUACAACUAUCAAGCACCUCGAUCUUCCCCAAGUCGCGGAUGCCUCCAGGCACAUUGAUGCCCUUGAUACCGAAUGGACAGCAGCCCCCUACGGCCGACGUGGAUGACGAGCUGGGUCUGACUCUCCCCGUUUACGCUCUACCGGAGGAGACGAUCGAAGGUCAAGACGGGUUGAUCAAGCACUGUCUACUGAACGAUCGCAAGCGCACACUUACUCAAGACUCUGCCGGAGAGGUCGUUCUGUGGGAUCUCUUGAAGUGUAAACCAAUACAAUCGUUUGGCAAGCGCCAUAUGGACGAUGUCGCGAAUGAGAUCAAUACCACCGAGACCAUCGCUCAUUGGUGUACGGUUGAUAUCCGGACGGGCCGACUGUCUGUCAUCUUGGAGCUCAAUCGUUGCUUUGACGCCGAGGUCUAUGCGGACGAGGCGGAUCUGGCGGAUUACUCGCAGAUGCGGGAAGAUCAGAGAAUCAAUCUGGGCAAAUGGGUCUUGCGUUGGCUCUUUGCUCCCCUGGUGGAUGAAGAAAUUGAACGAGACCAGCAAUAUCGGGCCACGGCUAUUGCAAAAGCUGAAGAAGCAGCCAGACAGCACACAUCGACUACCGCGCCGAUGGAUAUCCCAUCGCCCAAUGCGCCCAGGAAUCUGGGCCUUCAAAUCCCUUAUGAUCCGUCAUCGCUCGCCUUCCGCCCUGGAAACGAAUCGUUCGGGAGCCCUACGACGCCGGGCUUUGGGAUUCAUCUCGCCAACACUCCAGGGUCGCUCACCUCCUCCAUGCUCAACAAUCACAACCACCACAUGGCCACAUCACCAGGAGAGUUCAACGACCACCUGGCCUCGCCCCAGGCUCCCGAUUUUGCGAGGAAUUCCAUGUCGGAUAAAUCUGACUAUUUCUCGCCCACGAGACCUCACGGGCCCACGGACAGCGACAGGAACCCAACCACCCCGGGAGAUCCGACGCCAACUGCACUUCCUCAGUCACCGGUCGAGCCCGAUAAUCAGGAGCGGAAGAGAACCGGAUCGUUGUUCGGUAAGAAGUUUCGGAUGGACUUUCCCAAAAAGUUGGGCCGGACUUCCACGGAGGUGAAGCCACAAGUACCAGAGGAAAAAGCGGAGGAAGUCGAUGAGUCCCUGACUGUUAAAGAGGAGAAGGUGUUUGAAAGCAAUCUUGGCGGUCUGGUAGAGAAACUCCGCCAUGAGUAUGAUGAAUUUCUCGCAGCAAACCCCGGCCAGGAGCUGGUGUCGACCAUCACUCCCAGUCCAGAGAGCGAGGCGCCGAUGCUGGAGAUUCCGCCGCGCACAGCUGUCAUCAUUCAGGAGGAAUCUGGGGAUACUGCUGUGGCCUCAGAUCUUUACAGAGGCAGUGUCGGGAGUAUCCGGGAGGAAAUUGACAAGCUCGAGAAGUCGAUCCCAAUGUGGCUUGCUGAGUUGCUCUUGAAGAACCAACUGCCUUUGAAGGAACCUGUGAAGAUCGCUUUCAUUCUCAAGCCCUACGACGACCUACUGCCACCCGUUGCCAAACCAGACCUAUCGGUACCCAAUGCCGCUAACAAUUCACGCCUGAAUGCCAACCGGAUGCUGCGCGCGAAGAAGAUUCUCGCGUAUGUGGCGGAAAGGAUCGACCCUUCGAGCUCGGAAGAACCGCCGGAGGGAGCACUGAAACCUGAGGAAUACCUGGAGCUCUACUGCCACAACAUGCUGAUCCCAUCAAACAUGACUCUCGCGACGAUUCGCGCCCACAUCUGGCGGACUGGAGGGGAUAUGGUCCUGUUCUACAAGGCGAAUGGAAAGAAGGAGAUACCCAUGCCCGGGCCCGGAAACGAAGGCGACCACAGCAAUCACACGGCCGACGUGCCUCCGAGCCAACCGCAUUCGUUAGAGCCAGGCCUGCGCAGCGGAGAUGCUGAUGCUCAGCCCAGCAGUAUUCAUUCCAUGGCAGCAUCGGGAUCAGGCUCUGCAUCAAUCCACAACUCGUGA